UGCCAAACGCAUCCAGUCAACGAGUCCGUCUUCGCAAGCACGAAGUGAGGAAUAAGAAGCGCAGUCACCUGCGAACAGUUCGUCGCGCGAGGAGUAUACUGAAUACAUCAAUUCCGCAUAUUGGUAUUCAACGCGUAUUUCUUUCCUGGAUACGAUCAAGGUCAUCAGAAAAGAAAAUGUUGCGAAUAUUUGUAAUCGUUAUCAUCGCAAAUGCAGCGAUAGCCCAAGUGCCAUUUUUGGGUACAUGUCCAAAUUUGGAGGCAGCGCAACAUUUUGACGUUAAUAAAUAUUUGGGAAAAUGGUACGAAGCCGAAAGAUACUUUGCGUGGUUCGAAUUUAGUGGAAAAUGUGUGACAGCUAAUUACAGUCUGAACGAGAAUGACACGGUGAAGAUCAAUAAUAAGCAAAUUUCAUCAUUAACUGGAGUUGCAUCGAGUAUCGAGGGCAUUGGAAGGUUAAUUGGCAGAUCCGAUGAUUCUAAAUUAACCGUUACUUUUCCAUCCUUGCCACUAUCGUUUGAUGCACCUUAUUGGAUUUUGGAUACAGAUUACAAGUCAUACAGCGUAGUAUGGAGCUGCACAAAUCUCGGAGUGUUCAACGUACGAAACGUUUGGAUUUUAACACGAGAACCAAAGCCGCCAAUUGCAGUUUUAGAGAAAGCUUACCAAGUUAUCGAUAAAAACAAUAUCAGCAGGGCAUAUUUUAUUCGAACAGAUCAGAAAAAUUGUCCGAUUUCGUAUUAAGAAUGGUCUAUAUAUAUUUACAAGGAAAAAUGUUUGGUGAAGAACGAAAUAUUUUUUACGAUGAUUCUUUAGAUUAUGAAUUUGAAAUAUCUAAUCAAAAUCAGAAUACUGCGUGGUUGUAGUUUCACACUUAAAAUUUUUUCCAUAUCUGUGAUUUUUAACGCAAUAUGUGUCAAAAAUUAACUUAUAUAGACUUUUUAGACUUAUGGACUUAUAUACUUUUUUACAAUGAAGUUUAAGGAAUUUAAUAAAUUAA
Molecule: messenger RNA, 999 nt
Organism: Camponotus floridanus (Florida carpenter ant)
Lineage: Eukaryota; Metazoa; Arthropoda; Insecta; Hymenoptera; Formicidae
Product: apolipoprotein D-like
Exons: 5
Coding region: 177-743 (188 amino acids)
Biological process (GO): brain development; lipid transport; tissue regeneration
Molecular function (GO): lipid binding
Source: RefSeq, a predicted model, not a curated record